AUGCCGCUUGCUCCGGUUGACGAGAAAGGGACGCAGCUGUACUAUGAAGACAGCGGCGCGCCCGUGGGCUCGCGCGAUUACAAGACCCUUGUAAUGCUUCACGGUGGUCUCUUCCAUGGCGCUAUCUUCAAGCCCCUGUUCCCCUUCGCCGCAAAGCAUAACAUGCGCCUCGUCGCGCUGAAUGCGCGGGACUACCACGGCUCCUCGCCCUUCAGCGACUCCGAGCUCGCCGCGCUGGACAACCCAGACUUGCAGAGCCAGCAGUCCGUGCUACGAGCUUGCGGACGGGAGCUCGCUGCGUUUCUCGUCUGGUUCAUCAAGCACGAGCAGCUCCCGUUGGUGUCCGGCGGAGGGGGGCGUGGUGGGGGCAUCUCUGUCCUUGGGUGGUCGUUUGGGAGCGCGUUCUCGAUGUCGUUCCUCGCUCAAGCAGGUGUACUCUCAGAGAAGGAUCGGACCGUGUUGGGAGACUACAUGCAAACAGUCAUCAUCUUGGACCCCAGCCGUCACCCACUAGGCAUCCCCUCGGAUGCGCCUUCGGAACAACUCUACGAUCCCUUAAGCGACGCGGCCCUCACGCCCGAGCAGAAGCAGGCCGCCUUCUCCAGCUGGAUCUCCGGAUACUACAAACACGAACCCUCGUUCCUCGACUCCCUGCCCACGAGCAGCCGCGAGCAGCUGACAGCGGGCCUCCCGCGUGACCCGCAGACGGAGCCGUCCCCGACGCUGACGCGCAUGUCUGCUGAGGAACUCGCAGGCGUGACGGACCCCGCGGCCCUAGCGCACUCGACGCUCGCCUUCACACGAGUGGAUCCUCGGGUAUAUGAAGAGAACAUGCAGGCGGCGCUGUGGGACAAGACAAUCUGGCCGCGGUUGCGGAUCGCGCUGGUGUGGUGCGACGCAUCGGUGGGCCCAACGAUGUUGGCGAGCUGGUAUCUCGCGAAUAUGGUGGUGACGAGGUGGCCCGCGCAGGGCAGGAGGGUGGAGCUGGUGAGGUUCGAGGGAGCGAAUCAUUUCCCGCAUUGGGACAAGCCUGAGGAUAUGGUGCGGCUUCUGGCCAGGAUUCGUCCCUCAACCAACAACAUCACGCCGCCUAGCAUGCCUCUAGCCCCAGUUGAUGAUGAUGGGACGCAACUGUACUACGAGGACACAGGAGCUCCCGAGAACUGCCCCGGGUACAGGACGCUAGUACUGGUACAUGGCGCCAUCUUCAAUGGUGCGACCUUCAAGCUCAUGUUCCCUCAUGCCGCCAAACACGGCAUACGCCUCGUUACCGUGAACAUGCGCGACUAUCGCGGUUCGACGCCAUAUACUGAUGCCGACAUCGAAGCACUUGGCAGUGGCGAUCCAGAGCGGCAACAGUCCAUGAUCCGCGCUCGUGGAUUGGAGAUUGCUGCCUUCCUAGUAUGGUUCAUUCGCAAGGAGGACAUCCCUCCAUACGUAGUCGAUGGUGACAGAGGAGGCCUGUCAUUACUUGGAUGGUCUUGGGGGAACGUGGUGACGAUGGCGUUCUUAGCGCAAGCUUCUGGCCUCUCCGAGGAUGAUGGACGUCUACUGGAUGGCCACUUGAAGUCGUUCGUCAUUUUCGACAGUGCUCGCCAGGGCCUCGGCGUACCUGCAGCUGUCAUGGAGGGUCUCGACAGCCCCGGCGGCGGCACCGAUAUGCCUGCUGAAUCCGAUGAACGUUGGCUCUCCUGGGCUGUGCAUCACGCUCACUCAAAGCCGGUACUUGACGCGUUCCCUUUGGUCACCAUGAAUGAUAUGCAAGCCGGGGUUGCUCAUUCCAGCGUCGCAAACCCGCUUCCUCAGCAUAAAGCAGCCAGGGAACACAUGGUACGAGAGCUCGGCGAGAUCAUCGAUCCGACCGUCAUUGAGCGCGCACAACGAUUGUACCUCGAGGUGGACACAGCGCUCUAUGGACACAACGUACGAGGCGCCUUAUUGGAUGCGUCGACGUGGCCGUGCCUUCAAGUAUACCUCGUAUGGUGUGAUGCAUCUAUGCCGGAGACAGUGUUCUCCAAUUGGUAUCUCGCGAAGCAGACAGAGGAAAACUGGCCCCGGGACGCCAGGAGCGUCAAGGUUGUCCGCUUCGAGGACGCGAACCAUUUUCCUCAUUGGUAUCAACCAGAGGACACCAUGGCGCUAGUAGCAUCGCUCGUCUGA
Rhodofomes roseus is the source of this 2160-nucleotide messenger RNA. RefSeq names its product Alpha/Beta hydrolase protein. The transcript has 8 exons. The coding region runs from base 1 to 2160 and encodes 719 amino acids. Lineage: Eukaryota; Fungi; Basidiomycota; Agaricomycetes; Polyporales; Fomitopsidaceae. The record is from RefSeq and is a predicted model, not a curated record.